ACCACCCUUUCUAGUCCAGUUUGUUCAGAGCCAAACGAGUGCAAACGAGAGAACGUGGUGUCACGCGUGAGGAUAUUUUUCGAAAUCUCUGACGAAAAUGGCUAUGCACAUACCGAAGGCGCCCGGCAUGGCGCAGAUGCUCAAGGAUGGAGCCCGCUACUUUUCUGGCCUCGAAGAAGCAGUCUAUAGAAAUAUCACAGCCUGCAAACAAUUUGCGGAUACUGUAAGGAGUGCAUAUGGUCCUAAUGGCAUGAAUAAGAUGGUCAUUAAUCAUAUUGAGAAGCUGUUUGUCACUAAUGAUGCAGUGACAAUUGUCAAUGAGUUAGAAGUUGAACAUCCAGCUGCCAAGUUAUUAGUCUUGGCAUCAAAAAUGCAGGAAGCUGAAGCAGGAGAUGGAACAAACUUUGUUAUUAUCUUCGCUGGAGAGCUGCUUCAUGCUGCAGAAGGAUUGCUUCGUUUGGGCAUUACAACUUCAGAGAUUAUUGAAGGUUACGAGAAUGUUUUGAACAAAGCACUUGAAAUCUUACCGACCCUAAUUGUUCACGAAGUGAAAGAUGUACGAAACGAGGAACAAGUGAGGAAGGGAAUCAGGAGUACUAUUAUGAGUAAACAGUAUGGAAAUGAAGAUGUCCUUGCUCAUCUUGUCACUAAAGCUUGCAUCUCCAUUUUACCGGAAAAAACGACAUUUAACGUCGAUAAUGUACGAGUUUGUAAGAUACUCGGAGGCGGUUUGGGCAACUCUCAAGUGAUGCAAGGUAUGGUAUUCAAGCGUCAAGUGGAGGGAGAUGUUACGAAGAAAAUCUGUGCAAACAUUGCGGUUUACACCUGUGCUGUUGAUAUCAUUCAAACCGAGACCAAAGGCACCGUAUUGAUUAAAUCGGCCGACGAGCUGUUGAAAUUUUCGCGCGGCGAAGAAUCGCUACUGGAAAAUCAGAUCAAAGCGAUCGCCGAUAGCGGCGCCAAUGUGGUGGUGUCCGGUGGAAAAUUCGGCAGCAUGGCCCUUCACUACAUGAACAAGUAUAACUUGAUGGCCGUUCGUAUUCCGAGCAAAUUCGACGUCAGACGACUAUGCAAGACCGUUGGUGCCACCGCGCUCUCUAAGCUGGUGCCUCCAUCGAAAGAAGAGUUAGGAUAUGCUGAUUCGGUGUACAUAGAUGAAUUAGGCGACACCAUAGUAGUAGUAUUUAAACUGGAGGGAUGUGAGAGCCGUGUUAGCACCGUAAUUGUGCGUGGUUCGACCGAGAAUUAUAUGGACGACAUCGAACGCGCGAUUGAUGAUGGUGUCAAUACCUUCAAAGGUAUUACGAAAGACGGCAGAUUCGUCCCAGGAGCGGGUGCUACGGAAAUCGAACUCGCUGCACAGCUGGCAGCGUAUGCGGAUACGCUACCCGGUCUCCAGCAGUAUGCCGCGCACAAAUUCGCCACUGCUUUGGAGGUAUUUCCGAAAACAUUGGCCGAAAGCAGCGGUGUUCGCGCGUCCGAACUUGUAUCGAAGCUUUACGCUGCGCAUAAGGAAGGAAAGAAAAACUAUGGUUUUGACAUCGAUAGUGAAAGCGCAGCUUUGGUUGAUACUGUCAAGGUGGGAAUUUUGGAUUUGUAUCUAACAAAGCAAUGGGCGAUCAAAUACGCGGUUGGUGCAGCAUGUACGGUUCUCAAAGUGGAUCAAAUUAUUAUGGCAAAACGAGCGGGUGGUCCAAAAGUUCCAGCGGGAGGCGCUCGAGGCGAUGAAGACGAUUAAGAGAGCAAGACCACAAAUUUUCACAUUUAAUUUAAAACAUUACUUGUGUUUCUAAGUUUUUGGGGACCUUAUUGAAAUAGAGCAAAUAUAAGUAAAUGCCAUGUUCAUGCUUAAUUCUUUUGAGGUUUAAUUAGAAAGAAAAGGAAUAUACUUUCUAACUUGUCUAUUUCUACAAAUGGAAAAUAAUUUCUACAAUUUUAUAUUUUUAUCUAGUAUAUCCGUCGAACUUCAAAUUGCAUUAAUUCUUCUGUAAUAUUAAUGUUGAAUUCAACAAAUAUAUUGGAUAUUAAAAAACAUAUAUUAAAUAAACUUGUUAAAUGUA
Molecule: messenger RNA, 2060 nt
Organism: Monomorium pharaonis (pharaoh ant)
Lineage: Eukaryota; Metazoa; Arthropoda; Insecta; Hymenoptera; Formicidae
Gene: CCT8
Product: T-complex protein 1 subunit theta
Exons: 5
Coding region: 98-1738 (546 amino acids)
Biological process (GO): protein folding
Cellular component (GO): chaperonin-containing T-complex
Molecular function (GO): ATP-dependent protein folding chaperone; ATP binding; ATP hydrolysis activity
Source: RefSeq, a predicted model, not a curated record